UGCGGCGGGACGGAGCUCUCCUCACCCUCCUCAUCCUCAUCCUCAUCCUCCGUGCUCGUCCUCCGCCGCGGCCGCCCCGCGCAGCGCCGCAGGGCGCAGCUCCCCCGCCGCACCGCACCGCACCGCGCAGCGCCCCGCACCAGUCCCUCCGACGGACUCGCCGCUCCGUGGCGGCCAUGGAGCACCGCGGCGCGUCCCCGCUCCUGCUGGCCCUCGCGCUCCUCAGCGCCCUCUGCGGGCGCGCCCGCGCGCUGCCCCCGCGCGCCGCCGCCUUCCCCGCCGCGCCGCGAUUGGUAAACAGACUGCCGUUUGAUGGAGCCAGUGAACCUGAGCGCGCCCGUGGGUCACUAAAGUCUGAAUCAGACACUUUCCAGAACACACUACCUGAAAAUGAGAAAUUCUAUCUUGAUCUGUCCAAAAUUAUCGAUAGAAAUGCAAGGCAUGCUGAUGGACUUUUCACCAGCCUCUACAGCCAUCUUUUGGCUAGACUUGCUCUGAAGAGAUAUCUGCAGUCGGUUAAUAGAAAACGAGUUAGAUCCCAGGACAGUCCUGUCAAACGUCACUCUGAUGCUGUCUUCACUGACAACUACAGUCGCUUCCGAAAGCAAAUGGCUGUGAAGAAAUACUUAAACUCAGUUUUAACUGGAAAAAGAAGCCAGGAAGAGCUAAACCCUGAAAAACCUCAAGAUGAAGCAGAACUCCUUGGACCUUCUUUUUCAGAAAACUAUGAUGAUAUUUCUGUAGAUGAGCUGCUGAGCCACCUCCCACUGGACCUCUGAAGGACACCUGGUAAAGUCUAUGACAAGAACAAGUUAUUUUUGAUUUCCACAUAGUAUUUCAAAGAGCUGACUUUAGUCAUCAAACCAGAACAAAUGUGUUUGUGAAGUGAAAGUUGUGAUAUAUUGUUUCUUAUGUAAUAAAAGUUGAUAUUUACAUUGUAAAUAUUACUCUUGAGUUCUCUACUGAAAGCUGUACGUACAGAUGCCAGUUUAACUCAUGAGGAGUCUGUGAGUCCCAUAUGCUGUAAAUCUUCAAUAAAUCUGAAAAUGAGUAUGCAGCUGAAGAACUCCUUACUAAUUAAUUGGCUCGUUUUGGAUACAGUACUACUUCAGAUAAACUUGUUUGAUCAGACGGAUAAAUUUUCAGAUUACUUCAUAAAAGUGUAAAAGUGUGAGAGAUUGUGUUAAAUGCAUACAAAUUACAUUAAAAAGCUAGUUCUCUGAAGGUUGCUCCCAAGCAAGAGUAUGCUUUUCCAGCAGCUAACCAGAGAAUGAGAGGAAAUGAAAAAACAUUACAAAAUAUUUGACCUUUGACAGAGUCUUUCCCGUCUCUUUCAUAUUUUUAGUAUAUCACAAUAUAAAAAACUAUUAAAACCAUCAAAAUGUAUCCUUUACUUUCAGUGAUAUUUUGGAUGCUCUGGACCUGCCAAAGCACGCACGGAAGAAUGCUCUCCCUUGAUUUGUUUGAUGUCUAAAGUCAUUGGUUAUUCUACAUUUGAUUGUCUGUAGCUUUGAUGAUGAAACUAUUCC
This is a messenger RNA of Nothoprocta perdicaria, 1529 nucleotides long. RefSeq names its product vasoactive intestinal peptide (gene VIP). The record is from RefSeq and is a predicted model, not a curated record. The coding region runs from base 177 to 779 and encodes 200 amino acids. Gene Ontology annotation, biological process: regulation of protein localization; positive regulation of penile erection; positive regulation of endothelial cell proliferation. Gene Ontology annotation, molecular function: neuropeptide hormone activity; peptide hormone receptor binding. Gene Ontology annotation, cellular component: extracellular region; perikaryon; neuron projection. The transcript is spliced from 7 exons. NCBI's taxonomy places the organism in Eukaryota, Metazoa, Chordata, Aves, Tinamiformes, Tinamidae.